Messenger RNA from Candoia aspera, 3250 nucleotides. It is a transcript of the gene ADRA2A, whose product is annotated as adrenoceptor alpha 2A. Gene Ontology annotation, molecular function: epinephrine binding; alpha2-adrenergic receptor activity. Gene Ontology annotation, cellular component: plasma membrane. The record is from RefSeq and is a predicted model, not a curated record. Gene Ontology annotation, biological process: adenylate cyclase-activating adrenergic receptor signaling pathway. Lineage: Eukaryota; Metazoa; Chordata; Lepidosauria; Squamata; Candoiidae. Bases 687 to 2051 code for a protein of 454 amino acids. The transcript has a single exon.
GAAGAGCGCCGGGGGCUGUCCCCACGUGGCACUGACGCUGAGCCUCUGAACCGCCGAGCCGAUCGAGGGCUAUAAAGUGAACCGGCAGCCCGGAAGGCUGCGCUGGAGCGGAGAGCGCUGCCUUCUUGGAGGAGGAGAAUUUGUAUACCGGCUGCGGUGACAGCAGCGACGCCCGGCUGGCAGCGUGCGGCAGGGACCCUCCGCGAAGCUGGCUUGUGUUUCCCCCCGCGCCUCAGGAACAACAGCGCCAUUUGUCGCCCCCAUGCAGGAUCUGCUCCGCUGGGAGAAACGAGGCUCCCUCUCCGCCGGCUGCCUCCCGGGGAGGUUCCGUCGUCUUCUCCUUUCCGCUCGCGGGGAGAAGGUAAGAAGCAACUUCUGACUCCCUCUCCGCUUGCUGUGAAUGGCCUCUUGAGGAGCCCCUCCCGUCUCGGCUGGACUUUUUAGGGAAUCUGGGGGAGUGGAGAAGGAAGGAGAGACCUGGUCUUCCCGCCGGUCUGCUAUGACUGAAAGGGAGGCGGGGGGUGUUACGGAAGCUGGGCGAAGCCGCUUCUCUUGCUGCUGAUUGAAAUCGAGCGUUUCUGUGGCUUCCGGUGCCUGCAGAAAGGAUCAUCCCCGCUGGAAACAGGUGCGGGAUCUCCUCACUUCGCAGGGUGUGUCUUAAGAGCAGUCGAUUAUCGAGCGGGUUAAUGUUUAAGCUGAAGAGCCCGUACCCAGAACAAGGGGAAUUCGCUUCCCUGGCCCACCCGCCCUCUUUCCAUCUGGAGAACAGCUACCUACAGCACAUGGAUGGCAAUGGGAGCUUGAAUGGAAGUGAUGGCGGGCAGAAAGAGGGCCUUCCUUACCCCUUGCCCACUACCUUAGCCCUCAUCUUCCUGGCCACGCUGCUCAUGCUCUUCACCAUCUUUGGCAACGUAUUAGUCAUCAUUGCUGUCUUCACCAGCCGGGUGCUCAAGGCCCCUCAGAACCUCUUUUUGGUUUCCUUGGCCUCAGCAGACAUCCUGGUGGCAACCCUGGUCAUCCCCUUUUCUCUUGCCAAUGAGGUGAUGGCCCAGUGGUAUUUUGGCAAGGUGUGGUGUGAAAUCUACGUGGCUUUGGAUGUACUCUUCUGCACGUCUUCCAUUGUACAUCUCUGUGCCAUCAGCUUGGAUCGCUACUGGUCCAUUACGCAGGCCAUUGAGUACAACCUCAAGCGCACACCACGCCGCAUCAAAAGCAUCAUCUUCCUGGUUUGGGUCAUCUCAGCUGUCAUCUCUUUCCCACCGCUCAUCUCCAUUAUGAAGCAGGGUGAGCCUGAGACUCAGCUCCAUGAACAAGCAGAGUUGAAACCAGAGAACAAGUUGCCCAGCUGCAGUAUCAACAAGGAGACCUGGUACAUCAUCUCUUCCAGUAUUGGCUCCUUCUUUGCUCCCUGCCUCAUCAUGAUCCUGGUCUACGUCCGUAUCUACCAGAUUGCGAAGAGGAGAACUCGUGUGCCUCCCAACAAGCGAGGGGAAACCGUGGAGAGGAGACAGAAUGGGUUGGCUGACAAAGAGGACAUGCCUGCAAUAACCAAGCUCAAUGGGGAGAAGACAGUGUUGGCAGGAGGAAGCCAGGAAGCAGAAGUCAAUGGCAUAGACCUGGAGGACACUUCUUCUUCAGAGCACAAUGAGACUCCUCAGCCUAGGAAAGCAGAGAGGCUGCCCAGAAGUAAGGGCAAAACCAAACUCUGCCAGAUUAAGCCUGGGGACAGUUUGCCUAAUCAAAUAGAAGAGGAUAGGAAUGCCAAAGCAUCGAGAUGGCGGGGCAGACAGAACCGAGAGAAGCGCUUCACCUUUGUACUUGCGGUAGUGAUUGGAGUUUUUGUUGUCUGCUGGUUUCCUUUCUUCUUCACUUACACAUUGACUGCUGUUUGUAAGAGCUGCCAUGUUCCUGAUACCCUCUUCAAGUUCUUCUUCUGGUUUGGUUAUUGCAACAGUUCUCUGAAUCCUGUCAUAUACACAAUCUUCAACCAUGACUUUAGGAGGUCCUUUAAAAAGAUUCUCUGCAGAAUAGACCGGAAGAGAAUUGGGUGAAGCAGGGAUCUCUUUGCAAGGCAAGUCUUAGGUUCAGCUCUGGCUGGAUAUUGGAAGUGGGUGGCACCUUGUCUGAUUACUGAGCAUUGACUCUUCAGAGGCUUCAGGUGAGAUAAAAUGAUUAAAAUGUUAGUACACACCCAGAACCCAGGUGGAUGUGUGCCCAGGGAUGGAUCAAAAGACUUAUUUUUAGUGUGUUAUUUCUAUAUAUUUCAGCACAUUGAAAUGAACAAAUGAGGGUGGGAAAGGGAAAUGUAAGUCAUAUCUUUCAGAAGCACUUUCUUUCUAUUUUCCCCUCUAAUGUCCCUGACGUUGUUAUGGUAUUGCAUCUUUGACAUCUGUGCAUCUUUAACUUUUGUAGGAGAAAUCAGCUUUAAACUGUUUUAAAUAUUUCCUGAGGACAUGCAUUCUAUAUGAAAAACAAAACAGAGAGAACACAUUUGAGUGGACCCUUGCUGCCAUCUCAUCGAUUUAAAAAUAUUAUAGUAUUAAAUUCCAAAAUUUCCAAUAUGGUUCUGGAUGUUGGGAUAUAACAACUGGUAACAUAAGCUUUGACACAAUGGCCAGUGUUUUAUUGUACUCACUAUAUUUGUUUUUCAAAAAAUCAUGUUUGUGUUGUCUUUUUUGAAUACAGUGUUGUUAAAAGGCUGUAUCUCUUAUUUUGGAUCAGUUGAGGGAAUCAAAUAUGAAGGAUUUCACACUUAGAAAAGGAGCUGUCAAAAAAGAUGAGCUCCUUUCUAAGACUUCAAAGGGUUAAGAUAAAGCAUUUCUUCUUUGUGAUCCUUGCACUGAUAUAUGUUCAGUGCUAACUUAUUCCCUUCUGUAGCUGUAAAUAGAUACCACAGAUUAAACUCUUUGGUUUUACUUUACAGUGUUAUUUGAUUUACACUGAUUACAUUUUCAUUUGUGCUAACUCUCCUGUACAAACAAAUUCUACAAGUUCAUUUUUACCUUUUUUACCUAAUAUAAAACCAUACAAAUCUCUGGUUUUAUUCUUCCAACUUCAAAACUGGAUUAGAGAACUCUUCUGAUUAGUCAUAAAGUGAAUGUUAUACAUGGGUAUAAAGGAGAAAAAAAAGUAGUAUAAUUGUAACAAGUAAAAAUUAAUGGUGGCAUAGGACAAAAAUACCUUUGUUAACUAUCUUCCUUGUUUGUUUUCCCAGAAAUAUCUGUUGCAAAUUAACUUUCUCAUCCCAUCA